Apus apus (common swift) is the source of this 4047-nucleotide messenger RNA. It is a transcript of the gene PRR16, whose product is annotated as proline rich 16. Gene Ontology annotation, biological process: positive regulation of translation; positive regulation of cell size. Lineage: Eukaryota; Metazoa; Chordata; Aves; Apodiformes; Apodidae. The transcript has 3 exons. The coding region runs from base 1 to 921 and encodes 306 amino acids. The record is from RefSeq and is a predicted model, not a curated record.
AUGUCCGCCCAGUCCAAGGGGACCGCAUCCUCCUCCUCGUCGCCCUCCGAGGGGCCGCCGGCAGGCUCCAAAGCCAAGGUGAAGGAGCAGAUCAAGAUCAUCGUAGAGGAUUUGGAAUUAGUCCUGGGGGACCUCAAAGACGUGGCCAAGGAACUUAAGGAGGUGGUUGACCAGAUUGACACACUGACAUCUGACCUGCAGCUGGAGGAUGAGAUGACUGACAGUUCCAAAACGGACACACUCAACAGCAGCUCCAGCAGCACAACAGCUUCCAGCUUGGAGAAAGUCAAGGUGCGGGGCAGCACACCCCUCAUCAAGCCCCCCUCGCACCCCUCUGCUAUCCUCACCGUGCUGAGGAAGCCAAAUCCACCCCCUCCUCCACCGAGGCUGACGCCCAUCAAGUGUGAUGAGCCUCCAAGGCUGCCUUCUUCAGCCAAACCUGUCAAGACUAAUGGUACCCUCCUGCGAAACGGGUGCUUGCCCGUGGGGUCCAGCCGCAUCCCAAACGGAGAGAUGUGCUGCAUGCCGAGCAGUAACUUAGAGAAAGUUGUGAUGCAGCCUCUGAUGCACAGACCUGAGAAAGAGCAGUGUUCUCAGCCAGGAGCAAGGGAACGGGUACGAUUUAGUGAAAAAGUGCAGUACCAUGGCUAUUGCCCUGACUGUGAUGUUCGGUAUAACAUUAAAAACAGGGAGGUGCACUUGCAUAGUGAGCCUGCCUGUGCUGUGGGAAAGCUGCCACACCAGUGCCCUCCUCUGCCCCCUCCACCACCUCCUGUGCCUCCAUUUCCUCUGGAAAAUGGAGGGUUGGGGGUAAGUCCUAGUAAUAGCUUUCCACCUCCGAGACCUGCAACUGUGCCUCCACAAACUGCGCCAAAACCCCAGAAGACCAUCUUGAGAAAAUCAACCACUACAACAGUGUGAUGAUGUAUGCCACUUGAAACAACUCUGUUUUUUUUCGUAUCUAUAAACAAAAUAGGUAAUGAGCACUUUCUACUUGAGCAAUAAAAAGACCCAAUGUAUUACUCCGUGUGUCCAGUGAAGUGGCAUAAAAAUAACAUGCACCUUCAGGCUUGAAAGAAUAUCUACAUUUGGAGGCAUAUCAAUUAAUUUCUUGCAUAUCAGAUUCAUCAUUGUGACUUCUCACAGACCAGAUCUGAAAAGUAACCAGGAACCUGACCAUCCAUGGAGAAUGGAAGAACCCUUCAAGUCAGAGCACAACUGAUCACAAGUGUAAUCUGCAUUGAAUCAUCUUUCUCCAAUCAGACAGCUAUAAGCUGAGUCCUGGCAAAUGCCACAGCCUUAAAUUCCAUUUAUUGUGAAAGAUGAAUAAGGAAAACUUAAUGUCCUGCCCCAUUGCAGAAUACUGCUUUCUCCAAGCCUGACACUUGAGUUCUGUGCUGAGCAACCAGAGUAACAAACAAUGUUUUUAAUGGAUCCAGCCAGCGUCCAAAAAUAUUUCAAUAUGUAGCCAAAAGGAUAAAUGAAGCAUGUAGGUGACAGCAGAAAAUUAAUGCAUUUACAGGAAUUUUACUGUCUGUGGGGAAAGAAGACCUCUGUCAUACCUUGUACAUAUUCAAAGCCAUACAGGAACAGGGAAUCAGUGAUGUUAAAUUGCUUAAAAGAUUGCUGUCUCCUGUCCUCCAUCCAACUUUUACAAAGUUCAGCUGUUUGAGAUUGCAUCUUAAUGCACUUCUAGUAUUUGCACUGUCACUGUCAUUCAGGGUAAUGAUGUGCACCACCAUUUGCACAGAUGGCCCCAGGAGAUUUUUGACCACAACAAGCUAUAUUUUGCUGGGCCUCCAAAAGGAAUUAAAAAGUUAGAACUGAAGCAAAGCAUUUAUGCUCUCUUUUACUUUGGGGAUCUUGUUAUGGAAAGGACUAACAUCCUUUCUUAGGUUUAAAUAAAUGCAAACAUAUACAUACAUACAUAUAUAUAUGUAUAUAUAUGAAGAAGCAUCAACGUGAUGAGGUGAUUUAAAAAGGGGAUAUAAUCUUUUCUAAUAGCAUCCAUUUUUAUCAUAUUAACAGCCAAUAAAUUUAGUCUAUUAAAUUAUACAUCCAAAAUAUUCCUAUUGAGCCUUGACAUUAUAGUUCCAGUUACUGUUAAAGGAGUAAUUUGUAAUACGUAUUGGACAUGAAAUUUUUCUAGUCAUUUGUCUAUAUUUCAUGGAUAAAUCUGAAAGACAAGCAGCAUUUUCAGUUUAUUUUUCUAAAUAAAUGCGUUGUUUAUUUGACGCAUUUUGGCUGGUUUUCGUUAUCUCCAAAAAUGAUUUGAAGACAGAACCAAAACACAGGAAUUGUUUGUUCAUAUUAAGCUGUAAUGAUAUGCUGACUGAAAGCUUUAAUAUAAAUACUGUAAUUUGUAAAAUGAUUAAGUGUAUUUAUACAGGCAAAUAUGUAUGGAUAUCAAGAGGAGGUAUUUUAACUCUUAAUUUCAAAACAUAGUUUAUUUUAAUAUCCACACAAAGAAAUCUAAAUAUAUAAUGGGAUAGAUUUUUUUAUUAUCAGUGAGUUUUAGCAAGUGAAGAUUUGGAUGUUUAAGAGUAAAAGGAAUGUAGCCUAAUAAUGGUGGUUUCUGAAAUUAUACAGAGACCUUUUGUGAGCUGUCUUAUUCAAAAACUGAUUUUGUUUUUUGGGAUUUGUUUUUUCUUUGUUAUGCAUGUGUGUUAGGGUUUUUUGUUUGGGUUUUUUUUAUUUGUUUUGGCAUACUGACAAGGCCAUGAAUUUGACACUAUUCAAUCACAAAGAAUUUGAGAAGCUACAGUAUAAGAAGUUGUUCCCUAGAACAAUCUACAGUUAGCAGGAAAGAACAGUCAUUGUUACCCAUCUACUGCAGUGUCUGAUUAUCGAGUUAUUGAACAUGUUAAUGCUAGAGUUGCUUUGAAUAAAAAAGUAUAUUUUUUCCUUUUUUAUUAGUCGGUUAGCCUGUGUGUAACUUUAAGAAAAAAGUAAAGCAUGUGAUUCCCAGCUCACAAGGACUUUCAUCUUAAGUCCAGUCACAUGUAUCUGAUUUAUAAAGCUGAAUAGGUUUUUCUUUAUUUGCAUUAGUUUAUGGAAACUAUUAAGUGCUUACUAACAAAAAAAAAUAUCUUUCACCAAACAAAAAAAAAGAAAAAUUCAAACAUUUUAUAAUCUGUGAAUUAACUUUGUAAAGGGCAGAUAUCUUAAGAAUGUGUUGCUCUGCUCUAGCGUAUGCGUGUAUGUUUGUGUGUGUGUGCACGCAUGCGCGCCGUUACCUGCUGAUAAAUGAAAUGCCAGCUCUGCUGAAGUAAGUGCCGCAAGUCUUGUUAGUGCAAAAGAUGCUCAUGUUAUUCUAUCUUUCAGAGAAAGACCUGAGCUCUGUCUUUGCUUGUGACUCUGAAGCCAUAAAUAGCUUUUACAGUUUGUCAGGAAAUCACAAAAUUGAAUAAUUAAGUGAAUGUUAGCCUCCCUCAUUUGGCAAAACUUGGGAUAGUCUCAUGAUUUGAGUCUUUUUUUUUUUAAAGAAAGUUAGCGGUCAAUUUCCAUUGAUGCAAUGGAUAAAUGAAAUCUUUGUAUUUGUUAAAAGAAUAAUGGCCGUGUGUUGUUCCCACACAUUUUAGCUUCUGGUUGGCUUACAGUCUUUUAAGUGUGAUUUCAUUCCAGUGUCAUUAGAAUAACACAAAACUUGCAGGGACUUGGUUAUGCUCCCUCUUUGGAUAACCUGUGUUUUGAAAUUGGAGAGCUUACUCUUUGAGACUAAUAUUUAAGAGUUAUUUAGAGAAGGGACAACAUUAUCAAAACAACAAAAAAAAAUUCAGAAUGGUAAUUUGAGUACUUCCAUUAUUCUAUAAUAAUAGCACUUGGAAAAGCUCUUAUUUUUGUGAACAGAAUGCAUUCCUCUAUAUUUGAAAAUAGCCCAAUAAAAACAUAGUGAAAUAAUUAAUUACCACUUGCAAAUGCUUUUCUGCUUUGCUGAGUUAUAGGUCAGCUUGUGUAUGAAAUUUUUAUUGUACAAAAAAAUCCUGAAACAAUGCAGAAUUUUCUUCAGAAAAAUUUAAAUAUUAAACAGAUGGAACUUGUCUCAGG